Molecule: messenger RNA, 1358 nt
Organism: Calypte anna (Anna's hummingbird)
Lineage: Eukaryota; Metazoa; Chordata; Aves; Apodiformes; Trochilidae
Gene: PLPP6
Product: phospholipid phosphatase 6
Exons: 3
Coding region: 73-867 (264 amino acids)
Molecular function (GO): sphingosine-1-phosphate phosphatase activity
Source: RefSeq, a predicted model, not a curated record
GCGGGGCAGCCCCGGGGAACGGGGAACCGGGAAACGAGGGGACCGAGGAGCGGAGGGCCACAUCGUUUCGCCAUGCCGAGCCCCCGGAGCAGCCGUGAGCGACGGUCCGGUAGCAGCGGCAGCCUGAGCAGCAGCAACCGGCUGGAGUUCCUGUCCCUGUUGAGCCAGCGCAGCCCCGGUGUCCCGGACAGCCCGGCACGGCGCAAGGAAUCGGGCAGCAGCUCCGCAGCAUCCCCGCUGCCCGAGGAGGACUGCAUGAAGCUGAACCCCUCCUUCCUCGGCAUCGCCCUCAGCUCCCUGCUCGCCAUCGACCUCUGGACCUCCAAGCGCCUGGGGGUCUGUGCCGGGGAGGGUUCGGCCUGGGGCAGCGCCCGGCCCCUGAUGAAAGUGAUCGAGGUGUCGGGACACGGCAUCCCCUGGCUGCUCGGAACCUUCUAUGGGCUCUGCCAGAGCCAGAGCUCGGCGGCCAGGGAGGUGCUGCUCAACCUGCUCUUCGCUCUGCUGCUGGACCUCGUGCUGGUGGCCGUGGUGAAAGGGCUCGUCAGGCGGCCACGACCUCCCCACAACCAGAUGGACAUGUUUGCCACCAUCUCCGUGGACAAAUACUCCUUCCCCUCGGGCCACGCCACCAGAGCUGCCCUCGUCUGCCGCUUCGUCCUGCACCACCUGGUGCUUGCAGCCCCUCUGAGGGUCCUGGUGGUGCUCUGGGCUCUCCUCGUGGGGGUGUCCCGGGUGAUGUUGGGCAGGCACAACGUGACGGAUGUGCUCUCUGGUUUGCUCCUGGGUUACCUGCUCUACAGCGUGGUGGAGCGCUGCUGGCUUUCCCCGCUCAGCACCCCGGCACUCUUUGCACUCUGGAGCCACUGAUGGAUGGGGCUCUUCCCAAAGGAGGAGGAGGAAGAGGAGGAAGCACGCACAGGGAGGGGAUUCUGGGACUUGAACUCAUACCCUAGCCCCCGUCUAGGUCCAGCUGAGGUUUCUCACGAGCAGUGCUGAAGGUUCCCAAGCAUGCAAUUAGAAGUUUGGUGCUGUCCUGGCAGGGUGUGCGCUGCCCCAGAAGCUGCACUGACUGUUCUCCCAUGAAAAACCAGUCCCUGCAGAGCCCGGGGCUGGUUCAGCUCAUUCAUCCAGCAGUUGACUACUGAUACUGUGAAGCCCCACGCCCUUGAUGUGUCAGUCCAUGGUGUAUGUGGUAGCUGUGGCUUCCCAAAGAUCUCUCUGCAAUCGUCUGUGUCUCUGUAUGCUGUAAAUACACCAGUCAUGCUGCUGUCCCAGAUGUGCCCUGCAUGGCCUGUUCCAUAGUUUCUGCCUCAGGGGGACUCAGUGGGUUUGUCCUCAGGUUCAUAAAGAGCUCUGCC